Messenger RNA from Xenopus laevis (African clawed frog), 2321 nucleotides. It is a transcript of the gene bag5.S, whose product is annotated as BAG cochaperone 5 S homeolog. The record is from RefSeq and is a predicted model, not a curated record. Gene Ontology annotation, biological process: regulation of inclusion body assembly; protein stabilization; negative regulation of protein ubiquitination. Lineage: Eukaryota; Metazoa; Chordata; Amphibia; Anura; Pipidae. Gene Ontology annotation, molecular function: protein-folding chaperone binding; adenyl-nucleotide exchange factor activity. Gene Ontology annotation, cellular component: nucleus; cytoplasm; cytosol. The coding region runs from base 320 to 1678 and encodes 452 amino acids. The transcript is spliced from 2 exons.
UCGAGCUGCACUUUACAAGCGCACAGUUCGGCAUUAUCGCUCUGAACACGCGAUUUCAAUAUGACGUUUAUUGUGGAAUUCGAUCCCUUGCUCGGAGGGGCGGGCGUUAUUUCGCGCGCACAGAAAGUACGCGAAUAUCCCAGAGUCUGACGCUUCCAUCUUGUUGGCGGGCGUCGUACAAGCAGCUGCUGACAGGAAGACGCGCACACUUGGAGCUUGUGUGAGGGAGGCUGCAGCAUUCGGCCUGGAAAGUCUCACAAACCAAUUUCUGUGAAUGAAAAUGUCGCGCAGCACCAGUAUCUUCUAAGAAAAUUGUCAUAUGAGUAUGGAUAUGGGUAACCAACAUGCUUCAGUCACAGCUCUUCAAGAAAUACAGAAGAAGGUCAAAGAGAUUGAGCAACAAGUGGUGACAUUUAGUGGUCUAAAGAGUGACCCAACUUAUAAAAAGCUUGAAAAAGCUCUAACUAAACAGUUAUUUGAAAUAGAAUCUAUUGACACAGAAGGAAAAGGAAACAUCCUGCAAGCUCAAAAGAAAGCUACUGAAGAGACCGAAAGAGUUUUAAAAGAACUGGAGCAGAAUGCGACUCAUCCGUGCAGACUUGAGAUUGAGAAGAUCUUUAGUGAAACUCAGAGCUUAGUCGCACUGCACAUUACACAAUUUAAUAAUGGGGAUGGUCAGAAAACAGAUGAAUUUGAGGAAAGAAUUCAGAAUAUUCUAAAGAGACUUACUCAAGUAAAAACCGAUGGAAAGAUUCCAUUAAGAAAAGCUAGGUACCGAACUUUAACUAAAGUUCUUGCCAUUCAAGAAGUAUUAGAAAGCUCUACUCAACAGCAAGUACUUUCCCUCCCUCUCUCUGCUGAGGCACAUCCAACAGUUUCUAAAAUUAACUCAAUUAUGUGUGAUGUGAACAAAGCCAGAUGUAGUCUCCUUGCUCUUCUAGCAGGCGUCAAUGACAAUGAAACAUACAGGCAUUUAUCUUGCACUCUUACUGGUUUAAUUGCAAACCUGGAUGCUCUGGAUGUUUCUGGCCACACAAACAUAAGGGAGUAUCGGAAAGAAGUGGUGAAGGAGAUCAACAGCUUGCUGAAAUAUCUGGAUUUAGAAGAAGCUGAGCUGGGAAGUGCUUAUGACUUAGGCCAGAACCAAACAAUUGUAAAAAUAGAGGAUCUUCGUAAACAAAUGGCAUUAAUAAAGAACAGUCUUCUAGAAGUGCACCAGCGGGUGUCUGACAUCCAUAUGGGUACAAAGUCAGAGUUGCAGGGCAUCAUAGCGAACUUGGAUGAAGUUAGUGUAGGGAGAAAUCCUUGCAUUCGUGAGGCUAGAAGAAGAGCAGUAGUUGAGGUCCAGGCUGUCAUUACCUACAUUGACCUCAAAGAAGCUCUUGAAAAAAGGCAGAGCUUACCAGAACACACAGUGUCAGAGCCUCCAUGCUAUAUAGCUGUAUGGGCUGUCUUUGGACAUUUAUCUGAGCUUCAAAAGGAAGUCCUCUUCUUUGACGGGAAGAGAGCUGAUAAAAAUUAUAUGAGACUAGAAGAAUUUAUCACUAAACAAUUGCUGGCUCUUGAUGCCAUUGAUACACAGGAUGUCCGUACAAAGGAUGCAAGAAAACAAGCUGUGAAGCUUGCAAAUAAUAUCCUUGGAUAUCUUGAUAUGAAAACUGAUGAAUGGGAAUACUAAAAAAAACUACUGGCUUAGCUUUGGUUGCACUUUAUAUAUUAUUGUAAGGAUCAGGGCACACAGGCAGAUUCGGGAAGAUUAGUCUUCGGGGGCGACUAAUCUCGCCAUACUGCAGACGGGAAGGCACUCAGCAUGAUUCGUUUUUCCAAAGUCGCCUGAAGUUGCCUAACGAGGAAACUUCGGAAAACAAAUAGUUCCGAGUGCCUUCCCGCCGGUGAUUUUCAUUAUAGCCGGAGGAAGGCAGUUCGGGGAGAUUUGUCGCCAGGUGACUUAUCUCCCCGAAUCUUCAUCCUUUGAUAAUCCUUGCAAGAUAAGGAUUUUACUAAACCUAUUAUCUGCCAUAAAAUAAACCUUCAGUCAAAAGAUAACCAGUUUUGACAUUGCUACAGUCAUGUAGCAAUGCAGAAUAAAUUCUAGCAUGUCAAUGCUAAAUAUCCCACAGUUUGCCUUUAUGAAGUGGAACAAUGUGUGGCAUACUUCUAGUUGUAUCGCCUUUCUAUUUUCUGCUGAUUAUUAAAUAAAAUAGUUCUUUGUGUUUUAAGGGGUUGCUACAUAUUCAGUGUUAUGUGCACAUUUUAAUAUGUGUGUCCUUUUUUUGUUUAUAUAGUUCUGUGUAAAAAUAAAAUAAAAUGCUAUAGUGCAA